Messenger RNA from Tupaia belangeri chinensis (Chinese tree shrew), 3020 nucleotides. It is a transcript of the gene PTH2R, whose product is annotated as parathyroid hormone 2 receptor. Gene Ontology annotation, cellular component: plasma membrane. The record is from RefSeq and is a predicted model, not a curated record. Gene Ontology annotation, biological process: adenylate cyclase-modulating G protein-coupled receptor signaling pathway; cell surface receptor signaling pathway. NCBI's taxonomy places the organism in Eukaryota, Metazoa, Chordata, Mammalia, Scandentia, Tupaiidae. Gene Ontology annotation, molecular function: peptide hormone binding; G protein-coupled peptide receptor activity; parathyroid hormone receptor activity. The transcript is spliced from 13 exons. The coding region runs from base 504 to 2156 and encodes 550 amino acids.
GCACCCCUAGAGACGGCGCUGGAACCCAGGUCGGAGUGGAGGGACGCACAGAAGGUGCGGGUCUGAGUGGCAACAGCGCCUUUGGAUCGUUUGAUUUCCCACCCCCUGGGCUGCGGGACCGCGUGCUUCGGAGGAGAAGCGGGAGCACCUCCUCGCCGCGCCUGCAGCCGCGCGGGCCCAGCUCGGAUCCGCAGGGCGCGGGGCCGCCCCCUUCCUGCCGCCCCCUCCGCCCACGGGGCUGCGAUUUACGCCCGGUACUCCAGCCGCUCUCCCUGAAAGACCAGACCAACCCCGAACCAACGCGCCGCGCCGCAGGACCUGAGUCCCGAGAAGAGCGGGCGGGCGGUCAGACCCCGGCACCCUGGGUCACCGGCCCCAGGUUCCGCCGCCCCCCAGCGCGUCCUCCCAGGCCACGAGUUUGCCCCGCGCCAGCAGGUUGGCGAGUCUGGGCGCUUCUCCUGGGCUCGGUGAAGAGGUCUCUGCUGGCUCCGACGGUUCCGGGCAUGGCCAUGCUGAGUGCGCCGCCCCACGCCUGGGGGUGGCUGAUGCUCGGCAGCUGUCUCCUCGCCAGAGCCCAGCUGGAUUCUGAUGACACCUUUACUAUAGAGGAGCAGAUUGUCCUUUUGCUGAAGGCUAAAGUACAGUGUGAACUCAACAUCACAGCUCAACUUCAGGAGGGAGAAGGUAAUUGUUUCCCAGAAUGGGAUGGACUCAUUUGUUGGCCCAGAGGAACAGUGGGGAAAAUAUCAGCUGUCCCAUGCCCUCCCUAUAUUUAUGACUUCAAUCAUAAAGGAGUUGCUUUCCGACAUUGUAACCCCAAUGGAACGUGGGUUUCUGUACACAGCUCGAAUAAAACAUGGGUCAAUUAUUCAGACUGCCUACACUCUCAGAAGCCAGAUACCAGCAUGGGAAAGCAAGAGUUCUUUGAAAACCUCUCUGUGAUGUACACCGUUGGCUACUCCAUCUCCUUUGGGUCCUUGGCAGUGGCUAUUCUCAUCAUCGGUUACUUCAGACGACUGCAUUGCACCAGGAACUAUAUCCACAUGCACUUAUUUGUGUCGUUCAUGCUGAGAGCUACAAGCAUCAUUGUCAAGGACAGGGUGGCCCAUGCUCACAUAGGAUUAAAGGAGCUGCAGUCCCUGGUAAUGGAGGACAACCCACAGAAUUCCAUCGAAGCACCUUCUGUGGACAAAUCCCAAUAUAUUGGGUGCAAGAUUGCUGUUGUGAUGUUUAUUUACUUCCUGGCUACAAACUACUACUGGAUUUUGGUGGAAGGUCUCUACCUGCACAGUCUAAUCUUCGUGGCUUUCUUUUCGGACACCAAAUACAUGUGGGGCUUCAUCCUGGUAGGCUGGGGAGUUCCGGCAACAUUUGCUGCAGCCUGGGCUGUGGCACGAGCCACUCUGGCUGAUGCGAGGUGCUGGGAACUUAAUGCUGGAGACAUAAAAUGGAUUUACCAAGCCCCAAUCUUAGCAGCCAUUGGGCUGAAUUUUAUUCUGUUUCUGAAUACAGUCAGAGUCUUGGCUACCAAAAUUCGAGAGACCAAUGCAGUUGGGCAUGACACAAGAAAGCAAUACAGGAAACUUGCCAAAUCGACCCUGGUGCUGGUCCUGGUCUUCGGAAUGCACUACAUUGUGUUCGUGUGCCUGCCCCACUCCUUCACGGGGUUCGGGUGGCAGGUCCGCAUGCACUGUGAGCUCUUCUUCAACUCCUUUCAGGGUUUCUUUGUGUCAAUUGUCUACUGCUACUGCAAUGGAGAGGUCCAGGCUGAGGUGAAGAAGAUGUGGAGUCGGUGGAACCUGUCCUUCGACUGGAAGAGGACGCCGCCGUGUGGCAGCCACCGGUACGGCUCAGUGCUCACCACCCUGACGCACAGCACCAGCAGCCAGUCGCAGAUGGCAGCCAGCACGCGCAUGGUGCUCAUCUCAGGCAAAGGCGCCAAGACCGCCGGCAUCCAGCCUGACAGCCACGUGACCUUGCCCGGCUACGUCUGGAGUAACUCUGAGCAGGACUGCAUGCCACCCUCCAUCCACGAGGAGACCAAGGAAGGAAACGGGAGGCUGGAAGACGAUAGGCCAACGGAGGAGGCUUCCAGGCCGCUGGAAUUUAAGUCAGACACUGAAGGAUACAAAGGGAAAACAGAGGAUGGUCUCUGAACCACCUCUGUGGCUUUACCAGGCUGGGGCAUCUGGUCCUGUGAAAGAAUGUUGGCAGAGCCUUCUGUGGGAGCCCCAAGCUUGCAUAUUUAGGGUUAAGCUGUUACUUUACAAAAGUUGUCAAGUUUCACAAAUUGAGUCUUAUAAAUACCUAAUGGCACUAAAGAAGAGUUGUCAAUGGAGUAGUUUAUUACCUUAUUUUGGCACCAAAUUGCUCUCGAGGGUGUGGCACUUGCUGUGUGAUUAUUCUGGUUUUUGUUUUGUUUUGUUUUGUUUUUUCCUCUGCUACUUUUGUGUAGAAGAAGUUUCAGUUGCUCAACUAUCAUUUUCUCUCAAAGAUAUCAUCCUCAAUAUAAUGGAGACCGUUGAGUAGGUGUCAUUUUCCUUUUAAGAAAUUGCCACUCUUUUUUUCUCUUUCUCAUUUUCAUACACUUCCAUCGUGUCAUUUUGCUUGUGCAGAGCAGCAGUUAGGGUCCAAAAACCUUAUGUUGAAAGAGGAAUGAUCUAAGAACAAGUACACACUGGAAAAUUAAUUGGCUGAAUAUAGACAAAAUAAUAUGAUAAGUUUGCUUCUUUUGAAGCAAGCAAAAGCACUCAAGAACAUUAUUUCACACAUCUCUCCUUUUGAGUAUCUCCUUUGUUACCAACCAAGCCUCGGGUUUUCACCCCUUGUUCUUUGCACACCAUGACUUGUAGAAGGGUUUCCUCAGUUACUGAGCCAGUGUCUGCAAACCGAUUUUAUUUGUAAUCAUUUACCAUUGAUAGCAAGUCACACUGCAUCUGUGUCGUUUCCUUCUUCAUCCUAUUACUAUGUUGCAUGUGGCAUGUGGGAUAAGUUAAAAGUUUGUUUUAAAAAUGCAUUUU